Messenger RNA from Fonsecaea erecta, 1563 nucleotides. RefSeq lists its product as hypothetical. The transcript has a single exon. The coding region runs from base 1 to 1563 and encodes 520 amino acids. The record is from RefSeq and is a predicted model, not a curated record. Gene Ontology annotation, molecular function: protein dimerization activity. NCBI's taxonomy places the organism in Eukaryota, Fungi, Ascomycota, Eurotiomycetes, Chaetothyriales, Herpotrichiellaceae.
AUGUCGUCCCAUGGCGGACAACACCAGAACUUCCCGUUCGGCUGUACGGCCUACACCUCUCCUAUCUCUCCCUACCCUUACUUCUUUCCUUAUGGAGAUGCAUUUACUUACGUCUAUUCGCCAGACCAACCUGAAAACCUUCAUGGCAUUGGUUUACCGGAGUUUAUGACGCCGGGUCCCCCUCCGGGCCAGCCUUUGCUUAAUGCGCAUGAGAAUCAAGACCUGGACAACUUCUUUCAGGGCUUUGAUCAAAAUGCCGCGGCCAAUAAAGCACUGACGCAUCCUCAGUUCCAUCCCCGCACCGACCAUGACCAGCUCUUUGAUAUGCCCCCAAUGUUCGUGGGUUCUGAUACUGCGCUGGCGCAGCGGUCCAUCCUCGACCAGCAUCAGCUAACAGGAGCUGGAUUCCCCUAUGGCGAUGGCUUUCUGGGACAUGACAUGAACACGGUCUCACAGGCGACUCCACUGGUCAGCGGAAUGCAUGGGGUCUCGUACGCUGACGCAAAUUUCCCAAAUCCUCUCAUUGCUCAACUGCAAUCCGCCAACUCGAUGCAACCGGCCUAUACUCAAGGUUGGCAACAACCCUAUCCGCCCCAGACUGCAAUCAGAAUGCCUCCAACAGGUCGCCUGGGGGUGGACUUUGGCACGGAUUCUCGGUUUCAACCGACUGGCUAUGCAGCUCCUCACAAUCCCCUGGAUCCUGACCUGCCUCAGGGACUACAGAUAACGAACCCUCUCAGCGAAUGGUUGGAACCGGCAAGUGGAAGCACAACUCAACCGAACACGCAGCCAAAUACCCAGCCGUCAAGUCCCACGUGGUCAAAAAAGAGAAACUUUGAUGAUUUCGCGAGAGAUCAACUGCCUCGCAAUGGGGUGAUGGCCUCGGCCCGGCAAGCGGACAUGGCUCAACCGUCUCCAUCUCAGCCCAACCCUCGCAGGAAGCGCUCUGUUGUCAAACCCGAAAAAGCGAUAUCAGCAUCUCAGCCGCCAACACCGCGGUCCAACAGCAAAUCGCACACUCCACUCAUCCCUGACAACCCGGCGAUAGGCGAGCAAGGGCUAGAUUCCGAGGAAGAAGUGGAAAGAGAGGAUGAGGAUGACGCCACACAACAACCCAAGUCACCCUCUCCGGCACCCUGGCCGUCCUCGAAAGCUCGCCCUCCUCGAAAUACAAAGGGUCCCUCACCCAAAAAUCCUCGUAAAAACAAGGCCCAUACAACCCCAUCUGCAGCCGCCAAAGCCAGAUCAAAGAUGAUCUAUCGUCCUGGUACUGCCAACCCCCGCGUCCCUUUAAGCGUCGAGCAGAAGAAAGCCAAUCACACUAACUCAGAGCAACGACGUCGGGAUGCAACAGCCCGUGCAUACGCUGAACUGUACGACUUGGUGCCAGAACUUGAAGAAAUGGGCAAGCAGAGUACCAUGAAAAAGCUCGAGGUUGUCGUAGCCAAAGUCCAGCGUGUGAAACAAAAGGUUGAGGAGUUAAGAGCAAAGGUCGGAACCGGUGGUCCAAGUGGAGGACAAGGAGUGCUCUUGUACAGUGACGUUCCCGGCUGGCGCCAAUGA